AUGGCCGAUGAGUUCUUGGAUUUCAACAAUGGGAAGAUACAUCUGGAUGAUUUCCCCUUCAACCUCAACAAUAACGAUGUAUCAUCCACAAUUCCAGAAAACGAAUUAUUGGAUUUUUCAACAAGUAAUCCAAACAAUAACAAUAUCAACAACUCAAGACCUACACAUUCUAUCUCUCAUCUGAAUCCAAAUCAAAUUAGUCAACAAAAUUCAAGUCAAGGACAUGGUUUUGAUGAUUCAUAUAAUAACAAUAACAAUAGUUACCUUUCCCCAAUAGCUUCACCAUAUACAAAUCCAAACCAGUUAUCUUCAUCAUUUGUCUCAUCAAGAAAAAACUCAAUAUAUGAUACUUUAGAAUCAGUUGCAUCUCCACAACAAAGCAAUUCACAACAAUAUUCUUUAAAUGCACAAUAUUUCUCACCUGCCCAAAAACCAAUAUCAUUCAAUAAUCAAGGGAAUAGUUAUAACCAAGCGCGCAACAUCCCUGAUAUAUCAUCAAUCAAUAGUCCAGGAUCAUAUAAUGAUCAAUUAAGUCCAUACCCUUCUUCAUUUGAAACUUUUAAAUCACCAAGUAUACGUUCUCAAGGAUUAUCACCAGCCACUGGAAGUUCAUUACCAAAAUCACAAUUAACCAAAGAAGACAAACUGAAAAGAAGACGUGAGUUUCAUAAUCAAGUGGAAAGAAGAAGAAGAGAUUUGAUUAAAGAAAGAAUAAAAGAAUUAGGAGUUAUAGUUCCACCAUCAUUAUUAUUAGUUGAUUCCGAUGGUAAAGAAAUCAAACCAAGUAAAUCUGUUAUUAUCAAUAAAACGGUGGAAUACGUUGAACAUUUACACAAAGUUAUGAAGUAUCAAGAAGAAAGAUUGGAUGAUUUAUUGAAAAAAAUCAAUGAAUUUGAACAAUUACCAGAUCAAAACCCAGAUCAAAAUCCAGUUCCACAACAACAACAACAUCAACAAGAAAAUCUCCAUAACUUUGAGGCUCAGCGAUCAUCUGAGCUUUCAAAUAGUGACUCCUAUCAAAACUCACCAGCUAAUUAUAACGAACAUGCUCCACAAUUUUCUGAAAAAGAUUUGGAUUUCGAUGUUAAUGAAUUUUUGAGAGAACAUAAAGGCGACGCAAACUGGGAUGAUUUGAACAACAUAUAA
Hansenula ciferrii is the source of this 1146-nucleotide messenger RNA. It is a transcript of the gene RTG3, whose product is annotated as Rtg3p. Gene Ontology annotation, biological process: regulation of transcription by RNA polymerase II. The transcript has a single exon. Gene Ontology annotation, molecular function: DNA-binding transcription factor activity, RNA polymerase II-specific; RNA polymerase II cis-regulatory region sequence-specific DNA binding; protein dimerization activity. Lineage: Eukaryota; Fungi; Ascomycota; Saccharomycetes; Phaffomycetales; Wickerhamomycetaceae. Bases 1 to 1146 code for a protein of 381 amino acids. The record is from RefSeq and is a predicted model, not a curated record.